Molecule: messenger RNA, 1782 nt
Organism: Trypanosoma rangeli
Lineage: Eukaryota; Euglenozoa; Kinetoplastea; Trypanosomatida; Trypanosomatidae
Product: fatty acyl-CoA reductase
Exons: 1
Coding region: 1-1782 (593 amino acids)
Biological process (GO): long-chain fatty-acyl-CoA metabolic process
Cellular component (GO): intracellular membrane-bounded organelle
Molecular function (GO): alcohol-forming very long-chain fatty acyl-CoA reductase (NADP+) activity
Source: RefSeq, a predicted model, not a curated record
AUGCCUCUUGACGUCUAUAAAGGGUUUUCCCGCAAGUCCUUCUUCGUGACGGGGGGAAGCGGCUUCAUGGGAAAAGUCCUCCUGUUUAAACUGUUGAAGGAAUUCCCAGACGUUGAGGCCAUAUAUGUCCUGAUCCGGGGAAAAAGCUCACGCAAGCUGAGGCGCUAUAUCGGACCGCAAGAGCGUCUUAAAACGGAGGUGUUGGGCUCACCCUGCUUCGAUCCGCUGCGCGAGUCCUUGGGUGCAGAUGCCUUCAAGGCGCUCAGCUCGCGUGUCAUUGGGGUGGAAGGAAACAUUAACGAGGAUCGGCUGGGCCUAAGUGAUAAGGAUUGCCAAAUGAUUUUAAAAUCGGUGCACUACAUUGUACACAUGGCAGCCACUGUCAACUUUGAUGAACGUCUUAACGUGGCUGUGGACACAAAUACGUUGGGGGCCCUGCGCGCCCUUGCCAUCGCCAAGGAGUGUCGAAAGCUGGAGGCUAUGGUGCACGUUUCCACGUGCUAUGUUAACUACAACCAUCGAGGGGGUACUGUGGAGGAAUGCCUGUAUCCGCUGCCGUUUGAUCCGGAGGCGAUGUGCAAGUAUCUUCUCUGCUUAAAUGAACAGGAGGUGGACGAGGUCUCCGCGAGGCUGUUGAAGAAGUAUGACUUCCCGAAUACGUAUACAUUCACCAAAUCGAUGGGGGAACAGUUGGUGUACGCGCGACGCGGAAAUUGUCCUGUGUCCAUUGUCCGCCCUUCAAUUGUGGGCUGCAGCUACAAGGAGCCGUUUCCGGGCUGGGUGGACGCCCUCACUGCAGCCGGGGGCCUCAUCUUGACUGUGGGACUGGGUGUGGUGCAUGAUGUUUCUGCCUGCGCGGACGCUAUUUCCGACAUUGUCCCUGUGGAUUUUGUGGUCAAUACGAUUAUCAAAGUUCUGUUCAAGACGCAGUACCAUUACAAGCGGCAGCGCGUAAAGGUAGACAACGCAGAGCAAUCACAACAGCUUCAUGUGGGCGGAACACUUCUGACCGCCUUGGCGAAGGCCGAGCUGCCGAAGAAAAGUGGCACAGCUGGUGGUGGUAUAGACAGCGUUGUGCCGUUAACAGCCAUCGCGUCACAGCACCAGCAGCAGCAACAACAACAACAACAACGACAACAAUCGCACUCACAGCCGCAGGCGGAGCAGGAUGUUGCUGUUUCCGCUCCUGUGGGUUGUUUAAUGCCAUGUGAAACACAAGCAGUUCCACUUUCAUUUGUGUACCAUGCCGCGACUUCGUCAUCGGCCAAUCACCUGACAUGGAAACGUCUUCGGGAUGCCGCACGGGUUUAUUGGAAUGGGAAGCACAAGCAUCCAAAGGCGUUAUCUUAUAUGAAAGGGGAGCUUAUUGACUCAGAUCUUCAGUAUAUGCUGCGUUUCUUUGUAUUUCGUGAGGUGCCGUAUCAGUUUCUUCGCCUUGUGGCACACCUUCCCCACCCAAUUGGGUCCAGGGAGAAGCAACAUCUCGUUGGGAAGCUUGGUCGAGCGCUGUUACGCUCGAGAGAGUUCAACCGCCAGUUCCGUGCCUUUACCAAGCACGAGUGGGUUUUUGCAACAAGACAAACUCAAUCAUUGGACGAUGACCUAAACGAACGCUCUCGCUCUGCCUUUUACUUUGAUACGUACAUGGUCAACUGGUGGUUUUACUCACAGGCAUACGCCCAUGGUAUUCUCAAAUACAUUGUGAAGGACACGGGCGGCUUUGAGUUUCCGGAACAGCCUGCCACUGCGUCCGAUGUCUUCAAGAGGGCUUCUUCGCUGUAG